This is a messenger RNA of Cyprinodon variegatus (sheepshead minnow), 2632 nucleotides long. It is a transcript of the gene desi2, whose product is annotated as desumoylating isopeptidase 2. The record is from RefSeq and is a predicted model, not a curated record. Bases 438 to 1076 code for a protein of 212 amino acids. The transcript is spliced from 5 exons. Gene Ontology annotation, biological process: protein deubiquitination. Lineage: Eukaryota; Metazoa; Chordata; Actinopteri; Cyprinodontiformes; Cyprinodontidae. Gene Ontology annotation, molecular function: deubiquitinase activity.
CGCAUGCGCAUCGGCGUAUCUGGACCCAUCACUACUCAGAAGUAUGUUGUUUAUAACAGUGGCUGUUCUUGGAAGAUGAGACAAAAAUUUUUCCACUGUAAAUGGAGCUCAAAUAUAUCUCUUUACGACGCCGGUAGCCGGCGGGUUUAGCUAGUGGUUUAAUUUGGACACCGAGGAGGCUCAUCCGUCCGCCGCCGCUGCUCCCCCCCUCAGCGGGGAUUUGGACAAAGCCAGUCAGAUGUUGGACGAUAGGAUAUAUCAUCGGAACUGCUACGUUUUAACAGCGAGGUUAAUAAUAGAAUUUUCAAACUGAAUAUACCGCCUAGAAAAAGUGACGGCGGCAAGACGGUUUAGGAGGCGAGGGUUUGGAUCUCGCACCGAGGGAAGGAGAAGGAAAAAGCCGCGGGGAAGAAGAGAGGAAAGGGGCCGAGAUCCUGAUGCCAGUGAUGGCAAACGAGCCGAUCAUACUAAAUGUCUAUGAUAUGUAUUGGAUCAAUGAGUUCACCAGCUCUCUGGGUAUUGGAGUUUUUCACUCAGGAAUUGAGAUCUAUGGAAGAGAGUUUGCCUACGGUGGACAUCCAUACCCAUUCUCAGGGAUCUUUGAGAUCACUCCAGGUGACGCAACUGAACUUGGCGAAACGUUUAAGUUCAAAGAAGCCAUAGUCCUGGGCAGCACGGACUUCACAGAGGAGGAUGUGGAGAAGAUCAUGGAGGAAAUGGGGAAGGAAUACAAGGGCAAUGCCUACCACCUCAUGCACAAGAACUGCAACCACUUUUCCUCAGCACUUUCAGAGAUCCUGUGUGGCAGGGAGAUCCCUCGUUGGGUCAACCGUCUGGCCUACUUCAGCUCCUGCGUGCCAUUCCUCCAGAGCUGCCUGCCCAAAGAAUGGCUGACCCCUGCUGCCUUACAGUCCAGCGUGAGCCAGGAGCUCCACGGAGCGAACGGGGAGCUGGAGGAGGCAGAGGACGCCGCUGCCACAGCCUCCCUGGCCUCCAUGUCACCAUGCUCUCCUUCAACCUCCUCCAGCCCUUCCUCCUCUUUGCCUCGACACGCUCGUCCUCAGCCCCGCAGGUAGAAGCAGCCACCUCUGCUGGAUGGCCUUUACUCUUUCCUACAGAGCAAGUGUGGUAACGGAGAACCUGCAGCGGCCAAAAGCCUUGUCAGAUGGUUUCUUCAGGCACUGCUGCCAGCUGUGAAUGAGAGCAUCAGGACAGUCUGUCUCAGUCUGGGUCUGUGGAAGGUUCCCGCUGACAAAAUGACCUCUUUAUUCCCACUUCAAAGACAAAACCAUCCCCACUUAUUUGUCAUUUACAAACCACAUGCAGAUUGUACCAGCAGUUACUUGGAAUCCCCACCUCAUCACAGGGUAAAGAAAAUAGUCAUUCUGCUUCACAUAAAAACUCCUUCGGACACUGAUACAGAAAAUGAUAUUAUUUCUAUAGCUGUCCAGUUAUUUUUAUUUUUCAGGUGAAUGACUUUCAGACACUGAUUUAGGUGUUGAGAAACUUCCUGCUCAGUGUUAUGGCCUCAGAUCUUCCAGCUUGGCUUUCACUGAGACUGAACAUUUCUUUUAGGCUGCCCCAUUUCUGUUUUGUGAAAACAUUUAAAAGCAGACGGGUGGAGUUUAAAUUUAGUCCUCGUCUCUUCAGGAUUCCACCCUGAAAUCCUCAACAAAUGUUUUCUAUGACUGUUGAUUAAUAUAACCUGAAUCCAAGGGAAAGAUUUGUACAAAAUUUAGUGGCAAGUUUAGGAGAAAUCCAACCUUUAAUUUUAAGUAAUUUAUUAAGUGUGGAACAUCCCUGGUUUCCUUAUGCUCUCCUAGUGGUUUUUCUAUGGGAUGAGGUGUUAAGGGAAAAGGGUUGAUUUGGUAUCUGUUAAGCUGUUUUCAUGUCAUUAAACCUGGAAACAAAACAAAUCUGUUUUAUUUGAAGAAAACCAAAUAUUUUAUUAAAGAUGUCAUGCUAUUUUAAUGAGUCUCUGGCACACUUGCAAAUGUUAUAGUCCCACAGCACCACCAAACUCCGCCGUGCCGAGCUGAACAACUCAUUGGCAUUGAGGGUGUGAAGCUGUCAGUCCUUUUGUUUACCUGCAUGAUCUGUCGUUAUCCAGACUCGCUGAAAAUUCCAGUGAAUUCAGAUGUUUUUAUCGUGUCUGGUUGUAGAUAUGGACACAUUCAGAGGAGUUCAUGUCUUGUUGUGUUUUCCAGUCUUAAGUGAUAUUUUCUCUUCUCGUUUCUAUUUUUAAGAAUGGGUAAAAGAAACCAGGCUCUGUUCUGCUUCAUAUUUUUAAGCCUAGAGAAGCAGAAGUUCAUCAAUUAUUGAUUUAAAGUUACAAUCUGAUGAACUCUUUAUGAGUAAUAAAAGAAAACCUACACUUUGAUUAAAGGUUGGAUUUUUUUAAAUGUUGAAUAUCAGGUAGUGAAGAUAAAGUCAUUUCAAGCAUCUUUAGCAGAGGUUUGGUGAGUCUGUAUGAUGUCAUUUGCAGCUAAUAAAUGAUUUCUCUGCUGGCAGCUGCAUUUAACAUCUACUGAACUAAAGCAGCAUCACUUGGUCCAGCCUACAAAACUACUGGAUAAAGUUAAACUGUAGUUUAAGCAGUCAGCCUAAUUCUUUGUAUUUUGUUUCCAGUGGA